This is a messenger RNA of Manihot esculenta (cassava), 1719 nucleotides long. RefSeq lists its product as uncharacterized. Lineage: Eukaryota; Viridiplantae; Streptophyta; Magnoliopsida; Malpighiales; Euphorbiaceae. Bases 1 to 1719 code for a protein of 572 amino acids. The transcript has 3 exons. The record is from RefSeq and is a predicted model, not a curated record.
AUGGACCAGAUCAAGCCCCCGAAGAACCUUAUAUUGUCUCGCGAGAGCAUGAACGCGGCUCUAGACGCUCUCCGGGCUGGGCGAUCGGUGAAAGAGGCUACCCAGGAGGUGGCUAGGACUAUUUCUGCCAGGACGGUUAGUAAGCCUCUUGCUCCACCCUCCUCCCGAGCUCCCAAACCGAGUACCCGGGGAGCUAGGUCUGCCAGGUCCCCCAGCAGCAGGUCGAGCUCUGCUAUUCAGCCCCCUCGAGCUUCCCGGUCCCAACGAACUUUCGCUGAGGGAGCGAAGAAAGCUCCAAAACACACCGCUAUGUCAUCCGCGGGCGCCGAGCUGGCGAGAGCGGACUCAACCUUGCCUCCAACAGACGCCGCCAGGUCAUCCGCGGGCGCCGAGCUGGAGAGAGUGGACUCAACUUUGCCUUCCGGGGAGGCCCCUGAGGGGAGAAUCGAGACCCCCAUAACUGAAGAGAUGGCUCCCGGAGGCGAAGCGAGGGUCAUCCUUGUGGAUGAGGAUGUAAGGGAAGCUGCUGGUGAGGAUGCUCUGGUCAUUAGGGAUAUCCUCGCGAAGGCUGCCGAGACUAAGACGGCUGAGGAUGCUCUUCCCCAAAAGGAAUCCUCAGGUGUCCCUGAAGAGGUUUCUGGGAGGAUGGACAUCACCCACCAGUCCCCAGCGAGCGUGGUCGCUGAGGUUAUUCGGGAACGGAUGUUUGGUGGGAUCACAGCAGCUUCGGAUCCUCGCCUGCUGGCUCUUUCCGGCCUCCUGGCUAGCUCUACUCAAGAGCAGGUGGCCUUCCGAGCUCGGUCCAAAGAGGACCUCGGGAAUACUGCUAGGGAGCUACUCUUGAUGGUCACAGGCAUAUUCAUGGAGAUGGAUGCCCGGGAUCGCGCUCUCAGGGAAUUUAUGGACCGCCGUAUAGAAGAGGCGCGCCUUGAGGAGAACUUAUCUGCGACCAGCGAUGCCCGGGGCAAUCUCGCCGCUGUCCAAGAAGACUAUAGGUCCCUUCAGUUGAAGGAUUUGCACACGGCCUUGGAGGCCCGUAAGAAGGCUGAGGGGGAGACAGCUGAGGCGCAAAAGCAUGCCCAGUCCCUGGAAGCGGAGUUGUCUCACGCCCGGAGGGUUCUCAAGGAAUCUGACGAGAGGGCAGCUGCAGCAGAGGUCCAUUCUGAGGAAGUUUUGAAGCAGCUGUCCUCCACAGUGGAUGCUCUGCGUGAGAGGGACGAGGCCGUGAGCCAGAAGGAGGAGGUCCAGCGCCAGCAUGAGCAGCUGAAGGUAAAAUUUGAUGCUGUGCUGGCUCAAAAGAGUGAAGCCGUAGCCCGGGUUGUGGUCCUGAAGCAGGAGCUGAGCAAGCAAGCUGAUAGUGUUAAGGGCUUGACUUUGGCGGCAGAGGAGUCCAAACUUCAGAAUCAGCAACUCUGCCAACAAGUCAAAUCCCUGGAGACGAGGUGCUCAGCCCUACUUGAAGGGGUCAAAUUGGCUGAGGAUAGGGUCCAGCUGGAGGUUGAGAAGCGUCUAAGGGAGUAUAAGGAGUCCCCCGAGCUGAAGAAGGAGAUCCAGCAGGCCGGUGAAGCUUAUCUCCAAAAUUACAAGAAUUCUUUGGAGCUAAAAGCCGAGGUAGCUGAGGCUUGCGAGAGGCGACUUGCGGAAUCUAAAGCUUCUGAUGAGAUGAAAACGGCCGUAUGGAAUAAGGGCUUCCGCAUGUUCGUCUCCGGCUUCAACUGA